AUAUAUAUAUAUAUAUAUAUAUAUUCGUUAUUUAACGACCAAUAAUCGAAACAUAUAGAUACGAGAGAGAGAGAGAGGGAGCAUAAUACCAGACUCCGUUCAUCUCGCCGGGAAUCGGAUUCCACCGGCAGCUAUUCCGACCAUUAUCUCCGAUCUUCAUUUGUGAGGAUGUGGAGGAUUGCAAGGCAAAAACUUGGAGCUGGAGGAUUUCCUGUUCCGAUUUUAGAACAAUCCUUGCAGAGGAUACAGCAGCCUGCAGUAUCCGCGUUGAGAUGUUAUUCAUCUGCUACCAAAGAGAUGACUGUGAGAGAUGCUCUAAACUCUGCUCUUGAUGAAGAAAUGUCUGCUGAUCCUAGAGUUUUUUUAAUGGGUGAAGAGGUUGGAGAGUACCAAGGUGCAUACAAGAUUUCCAAAGGGCUCUUGGAGAAGUAUGGCCCUGACAGGGUUGUUGAUACUCCAAUCACAGAGGCUGGAUUUGCAGGCAUCGGAGUAGGCGCUGCUUAUUAUGGUCUUAGGCCUGUUGUGGAGUUUAUGACGUUUAAUUUUUCAAUGCAGGCAAUUGACCACGUCAUUAAUUCUGCUGCAAAAUCAAAUUACAUGUCUGCUGGCCAAAUAAAUGUACCUAUUGUUUUUAGAGGACCAAAUGGUGCUGCUGCUGGUGUAGGUGCCCAACACUCCCAGUGUUUCGCAGCAUGGUAUGGCGCCUGCCCUGGUUUGAAAGUGCUGGCCCCAUACUCAUCUGAAGAUGCUCGUGGACUGCUAAAAGCUGCCAUUAGAGACCCUGAUCCUGUUGUUUUCCUUGAAAAUGAGUUGUUAUAUGGCGAGUCUUUCCGUAUUUCGGCAGAAGUUCUUGAUUCCAGUUUUUGCCUCCCAAUAGGGAAAGCUAAGGUUGAGAGAGAAGGAAAGGAUGUCACGAUUACAACUUUUUCAAGGAUGGUGGGCUAUGCUAUUGAGGCAGCUGAGAUUCUUGCGAAGGAAGGGAUCAGUGCUGAGGUUAUAAAUCUUCGCUCAAUUAGGCCACUAGAUAGGGCCACAAUCAAUGCUUCAGUUCGGAAAACAAGUAGACUGGUGACAGUUGAAGAAGGGUUCCCUCAACAUGGUAUUGGUGCUGAAAUCUGUGCAUCAGUUAUAGAAGAAAGCUUCAUGUAUCUUGAUGCUCCGGUAGAGAGGAUUGCUGGGGCUGAUGUUCCCAUGCCAUAUGCUGCUAAUCUCGAGAGAAUGGCUGUCCCACAGGUUGAAGAUAUUGUUCGUGCAGCAAAAAGAGUAUGCUACAGAUCCGUUCCUAUGGCUGCAACAGCUUGACCAUAGCAUAAGGGUCCAGAACUCUUCCAAGUCUAUUUGUGAUGUACCUUUUAAUAUUUGUUUUUGCAUUUAUAUCUUACAUGGCAAUGGUUGUGUAUGUUGCUGGUUCUUUUGGGGAGCAAGGUUGUAGAUUUUUUUAUUAUUAUAUUGCGUUGAAUUAGGGGUGGAACUACUUGUUAAACCACACAAGAGAGAGAUAAUGGUGGGAAUUUUGUUGUGUUUUGUUUGACAAUCAACAUUUUCAAUGAGUUGAACUCCCAUUGAUUUGCCGCACAA
Messenger RNA from Camellia sinensis, 1578 nucleotides. RefSeq names its product pyruvate dehydrogenase E1 component subunit beta-1, mitochondrial. Gene Ontology annotation, biological process: pyruvate decarboxylation to acetyl-CoA. Lineage: Eukaryota; Viridiplantae; Streptophyta; Magnoliopsida; Ericales; Theaceae. Gene Ontology annotation, cellular component: pyruvate dehydrogenase complex. Gene Ontology annotation, molecular function: pyruvate dehydrogenase (acetyl-transferring) activity. The record is from RefSeq and is a predicted model, not a curated record.